Molecule: messenger RNA, 3681 nt
Organism: Cladocopium goreaui
Lineage: Eukaryota; Dinophyceae; Suessiales; Symbiodiniaceae
Source: the annotation of a GenBank genome assembly
AUGACAGCCGGACUUAUCGCCACAGAUGUGGCUUCGCAGGUGGCCACUGCGACGCCUCUUCUUCUCAAGGUCCAUUCUUGGCACCGCUUCGAUGCUGUGGCCGCCUCACCGAAGCGCUGUCCCAACUUGUUGCAGAGCACAUGGCGCAAGCAGAUGAAGGAAAGCGUGCGUGCACUUCCGGAAGACAUGGAAAAUUGGAUGAUGAAGCAUGGACAAGCGCGAGCACUCCUCGACAUCAAUCCGCCCGAAAUGCCCGACUUCCAGCAAGCACCUCCCAGUCAAUGUCAUUUCCAUGCUGCGUCGGUUCCGGCGGCAGUCUCACAGCAUGGUCCUGAUGAGCCAUCUAUUCUUCGGCAUUGGAGCCCGGAAUGGCUUCCACGACUGUUGUUGGACACAAGCCCGGACGAUGGCAAGUCGGAGCUACUCCACUGCAAACUCUUCGCCUUGGUUGCUGGGGAUCUCUACCGCAGUCAUGGGGGCCAACUCUUCGAAUACAACAAUGGCGCAUGGGCGCCGGCCUCUCGUGGCCUGACAUCUGUGAACCUUGAAUUCGUCCUCCAGGCCCUUCGUAGAGCUCAGGCGUAUUAUUCCAUAAUGGCCCAGAUGAAGCCGAAGAGAUGUUAUGAUGACAUUGUCUUCGAGAUCAAAGCCAUCCAGCAAGUGGGUAUGGAGGAGGUUCUCUUGCAAUGGCAACUUCAGGAUAUCAUUCAGAGGAAACCUGAAGUCAGAGCACGUGAGUGGCUCUGUGGCCUGUCUGAGCUUUGUCGGACCAUCGUGAAAUGCUUCCAACGUUGGGGCGAUGAAGAAAUACGGGUCAAACAGCAACCAGGGCUCUGCUUCCAGGAUGCAUUCAUCUCGACUGUGGAUGGCAACCCGAAACAAAUGCAGAAAGAUGCCCGUCAUGGUUGUUACAUAGCCAUCCCUACUCCCAUCGCCUUUGUGCCCAGCAUGGCCACCAGACAGCGAUACGCCAGCAUCCUCUUGUCUUCUUUUGCAGGCUCAGAUGGAUUGCAAGUGCUGCUCCUGGUUGUGGCCCGUGUCCGGCAGCCUGACAUCUUGCACAUUGUUGUUGGAUGUGGACAUGACGGAAAAACUUUGAUUUUUGUCGAUCACUUGCAAGCUGUCUUUGGCAGUGCCUUCAGUUGCGCUCCGUGCGGCAUGCUGCAAUCGGAGCGAGAAUUCCAAGUCCAAGGUGCCAAUUUCAUACAUGCAGCCUUCCUCACCUUUGAUGAAUGCAAAAGAGAUUCAGGAAUCAUGGAGGAUAUCGUCAAAGUGUUCGUCGGAGGUGGCUGGCUACCCCUCCGCAGAAACCACGAAGCAGAGACUAGAUACGGGCAUUGGGCAUGCACUGGCAAAGUCUGGGCAAUGAAUUCCGGUGACAUCCCUCGUGUUCCAACGGCGGAAGAGGUUUCCCAUCAAAGGCGGUUCCGCUGCACCUACAUGCGGUCCACCUUCACAGCCUUGGAGGAGGAAGUUGACAUCCCCAACAAAGUCUUCCAUGCCGACCCUGGGGCCAAGUCCUUUAUGUCUUCUGGCGAAGCAGUGUGGUGCUUCUUCCAAGAUUUCCUUUUCCCUCAUCUUCGGGCAAACGGGGCGCAAACAUGCAGUGACAACCUGGAGUACAUGAGGAAAGGCACGAGCAUGCACAAAGAUACCCACUGGUUGCUGAGGAAGAUGAACCGCACCACUGACUGCAUCCAUCCAGACACAGCCCAAGGCCUUGAAGCCCAGAAUGAAAGACCUGGUGAAGCUCCUGCAGCGACUUUGCCUGAGCGCAUUGUCCGGGAGACUCACGCCUCCAUCCACGCCCAAUUCUUCUCCGCAGCAGACAUCAACCGGAUUGUUGUGCCUUCCAAUCCGGGCUCUGCUCCUCCAAGACGGCCUGGGAAGAAACUACGGGUGGAAUAUUUGAAGGAUUCUUUGCAGCAGUUUCCUCACUUGAUCCGCUUGGUCGACGGUCUCCAACGUGCAGGAGCCCCCUUGGACCGCUUUGAGCGCCGGUGCCUCGAUGCUGACAGUUGGCACCAGUGCCUCCAAACAUGCCUAGAAAGCCAGAACAUCCCGGAAGUGGUUGGAACAUGGAAUGAUUGGCUCUGGCCCAGCGCUGCGGAAGCUUCAGCCUACAACAUCGAUGAGACACCAGGAUUUCCCCGAGGAGACGCUUGGGAAAUUUCCUGCCGGAUGGAUGUUGCUGGCUUGAAAGAGUUUGCGGAGAUGGUCCCUGGUGAUAAAGGAGAACACGCACGCCUACUUGCAGAGCUUUGUGAAAGAGAAGGCACAAUCGAGGGUGACGUGACCAUCCUUUCCACAUUGGGGCACCAGAAGAAAGUCGCUGGCGCAUCCUUGGGGCGUGUUUUCUUCCCCUGGAUCAGCUUUCCAAAUUUGUCCCGUUCCGCCCGGGACUUUGGAAGCCCGCCUGGAACCAAGGAGUUUGAUAUGCCCAAUGCAGUGGUUCACUUCGCAUUGGUCUGGGCAAAGGAAUAUGGGCUGCCUUGCUUCCAACGCUAUCAUGCAAACAAAGGGACAUGGCGGAAGAUCGUCAUGCAGUGGUUUGCCCUUGCCGAGCAGGAUGCAAAGAAGGCCCUGUUGCAGGCUUGCUUUGGUUUUGCUUUCCCAUCGCGUGCGAGUGGCAAACCUGUGAUUUGCCCAUUGCUUGAAGGCUUAGCAGCAGAUGCCAUGAGGCUGCGGGCCACCAUGUGCGAAAGGCACCCUAGCUUGCUGGCAGCCAUGCGGGCAGCUGGCCGACCGAGACCAGAGACUUCCACCAUGGCUUUCCUGCUCUUUGACAAGGAAAACCAGACCAUGCAAGCAUUCUGCAAAUUACUGCCAAAGUAUGGGUUUGCUUUGGUUGCACCUGUCUUUGAUGCAGUGCUGGCCGUGCCACAGAGCAGAACAGAGGAAGAUGGCACCGAGAGGGCGCCAAAUCAAGAUGCUUUGCUCAAUGAUUUUCGCGACAGCACAGGAAUCACGAUGCAGGUCAAAACAUUGAGCCGCACCAGGCCGCAGGCGACUGUGCCGAACAUAUUGCGCGAACUCUUGUCCAACAACAUGGCCAUCCGUAUGGACCCGGUCCAGCGCCUACCUGGGCGCUUCUCAUGCAUUGGCACUGCUCUCCUGAACCUGUUUCCAGACGAAGCCAAUGGUAUCAAAGAAGCAACCUCCAAUUUGAGCAGCCCGAUCUCCUACCACCACACCAUGGAGAUUUGCCCCAAUGUUCUCAUUGAACCAACUUCGUUCGAUCAAGCCACUCAAAGCGGUGACGGGACAUGUUUCCUGGUCCAUGCGUCAAACACUUGGGAUGCUGACGUUGGUCAUGCAUAUGGUGUGAAAAUGGUGGAGGCUACCGCCCAGAUCUACACCUCGACAGAGGAGGAGUACAUCCAAACCAAUACGCAAUUGUUCUGGCAGAAGCUAGCAAAGACACCAGGCACGUACAUCUUCAAAGUCUCCAUUAUCAGUCAGGAUGGGGAACCACAGGCCAAGCGUCGCAAAAAAGAUGCGGCGUCGACGACUUCAGUUGAACUUCUUUUGAAAGCCGGUGUGGUGGAGGCUGAGGAGACUUUGCGCCCGGUCAUGCCACAAGUUCGAGAGCGCAUGUCUAGGGAGGUUUCCCAGGAACUUGCCCGUCCCAAGCUUAGUUACCACAGUUGCAAGGUCAACAGCAUCCAUGAUACUCCAUGA